GGAAGAAAAAGAACACAAGAUCGGAUUACAAGAUGGCGGUCUGUGGACGUUAGCAAGAAGGCCGUCACAGUUUUUGUGUUCUGUGUGAAUUUUAUUCUUUGAUACUAGAUCUCCUGAGUAGUUAUUCACAUCGUAAAUGUGUCAUCUUUAUGUAAUAGGUUGUAAUAUUUUUUAAACUGGAAUUGUAAACUUUGCUUAGACGUGCAUGUUUUAUAACAUGCGGGUGGAAACGGUUAACAGGUCGAGGGUAGGAAAACACUAGACGGGGUGAGGUGAUAGCUUGUUAGCAGCCAGCUAGCCUGCUAGCUCCGACUCGGUUAACCAUGUCGGACACUCGGCGGCGAGUGAAAGUAUAUACGCUAAAUGAAGACCGACAGUGGGACGACCGGGGCACUGGGCACGUCUCCUCUACGUUUGUUGAACGACUGAAGGGCAUAUCGUUAUUAGUUCGGGCCGAAUCAGACGGAUCACUUUUAUUGGAGUCCAAGAUAAGUCCAAAUACAGCAUAUCAGAAACAACAGGACACACUGAUUGUCUGGUCAGAAGCAGAUAAUUAUGACCUUGCCCUGAGUUUCCAGGAAAAGGCUGGCUGUGAUGAAAUAUGGGAGAAGAUUUGCCAGGUUCAAGGCAAGGAUCCUGCCAUGGACAUAACCCAGGACCCCAUAGAUGAGUCGGAGGAGGAGCGAUUUGAGGAGAUCCCAGAGACCAGCCAUCUGGUGGAGCUACCUCCUUGUGAGCUAGGUCGUCUUGAAGAAAUCGCUGAUCUUGUUACCUCUGUCCUGUCUUCACCCAUCCGGAGAGAAAAACUUGCCCUAGCCCUGAUGAGCGAGGGCUACAUUAAAAAGCUCCUGGGUCUCUUCCGAGUAUGUGAGGACCUGGACAACAGGGAAGGCCUGCAUCACCUCUAUGAGAUUGUCCGGGGUGUUUUGUUCCUCAAUAAAGCAGCACUUUUUGAGGUGAUGUUCUCUGACGACUGUAUCAUGGAUGUGGUGGGCUGCCUUGAAUAUGACCCAGCAUUAGUUCAGCCUAAACAGCACCGGGAAUUCUUGACCAAGACAGCAAAGUUUAAGGAAGUGAUCCCUAUCACGGACUCUGAGCUACGUCAGAAGAUCCACCAGACUUACCGGGUGCAGUACAUUCAGGACAUCAUCCUGCCAACGCCAUCUGUCUUUGAGGAGAACUUUCUGUCCACACUCACCUCAUUUAUCUUCUUCAACAAGGUGGAGAUUGUCAGCAUGCUGCAGGAGGAUGAGAAGUUCUUAACAGAGGUCUUCGCACAGCUCACAGAUGAUGCGACAGAAGAUAGUAAAAGGAGAGAACUUGUGAACUUUGUCAAGGAAUUCUGCGCUUUUUCCCAAACAUUGCAGCCACAGAACAGAGAUGCUUUCUUCAAAACACUUGCAAAUCUGGGCAUUUUACCUGCUCUUGAAAUAGUUAUGGGAAUGGAUGACCUGCAGGUAAGGGCAGCUGCUACAGACAUCUUCUCCUACCUGGUGGAGUUCAGCCCUUCUAUGGUCAGGGAGUUUGUCAUGCAGGAGCCACAACAGACGGAUGAUGACGUUCUUCUGAUAAAUGUUGUGAUCAAGCAGAUGAUUUGCGACUCUGACCCAGAGUUGGGAGGUGCUGUCCAACUUAUGGGUUUGCUCAGGACACUUAUUGAUCCUGAGAACAUGCUGGCUUCCACCAAUAAAACAGAGAAGACAGAGUUUCUCAGCUUCUUCUACAAGUACUGCAUGCACGUCCUGACUGCUCCUCUGCUGGCCAACACAGCACAUGACAAAAAAGAUGUGCAGGAGGGAUCAACUAAAAUAAACCCAGUCUGUCCAGACAACUUCCAGACGGCUCAGCUGCUAGCGCUGAUCCUGGAGCUUUUGACUUUCUGUGUUGAGCACCAUACCUAUCACAUCAAGACCUACAUCAUGAACAAAGACCUUCUCAGGAGAGUUCUGGUGCUCAUGAACUCGAAGCACACCUUCCUUGCUCUUUGUGCCCUGCGUUUCAUGCGAAGGAUCAUUGGUCUGAAGGAUGAGUACUACAACCGCUACAUAAUCAAAGGAAACCUGUUUGAACCUGUCAUUAAUGCCCUGCUGGACAACGGCACCCGAUACAACCUGCUCAACUCAGCCAUCAUAGAGCUCUUUGAGUUCAUUAAAGUGGAGGAUGUCAAAUCUCUCAUAGCUCACAUUGUGGAUAACUUCUACAAAGCACUUGAAUCCAUUGAGUACGUUCAGACAUUUAAGGGCCUGAAAGGCCGGUAUGAGCAGGAAAAAGACAGACAGAGUCAGAGACUCAACAGAUAUCGCAGAGACGCAAAAUCUUUAGAUGAGGAUGAGGAGUUGUGGUUCAAUGAUGAUGACGAUGAUGAUGACGGGGAGGCUGUGGAAAAGAGAAUGGAGGAGGACUUUUCUGACAGCUACGGCAAGUACAUGGAAGCCAAAAAAGGAGCUGCCAACGGAACUAAUGGUGCCAACAGCGGGAAGUCUGCUGCAAUCCCACCUGCCUCACCAACAGGCACUCCAAACAACAGUUCAGCUUCCGCUGUCAAAACAGUCGCUCUUCCUGCCACACCUGUUGUAAAGACCGCUCUGGUGGGUUUGGUGGAUUACCCCGAUGAUGAGGACGAUGAAGAAGACGAGGAGGAGGAAGAGCAGUCUCCAAGGAAGCGACCUCGUCUUAGCUCCUAAAGCUAACUGUCCUCUGUUUGGUUGUGAUGGAUGGACACAGUGUUCCUCCCACCUUCCCUUCUCUGGUUGCCUCAUUGGUCUUUGGCCUUUUAUUGCAACCUCUCCCUGUCACUGAAGAGGCGGGCAAAGACGAGCUCCCAUCUUAUCCACGUGUUUCGCCCACAGUGGACCAAGAUUUUUACUGGAAAGACAGUUUCUUCUUUAAGUCUAUUCCUUUUUUAUCAACCACCUCUUCAAGGAGAUCCCAAAAUCUUUUUUCUUCACACUGAGCUUGCAAACAUAUCUCGCAUUUCAUCCUGCUCUCAAAGGUCUCUCCUUCCUCAACAACCAUCUACUUCUCAUCCACCAGCCUAUUAACCACCAACGCGCCAGUGCAAAUUAUGCCAAGGCAGAGUUCCAGCCGUGUUGGGUUGCCAUGGCAACAGCAGCAAGGAAGCUGCGGCACUACAGCAUCCCCCUAGGACCCCUCAAACGUUCUGACUUGAAUUCUCUAUUUCCAUCCUUCUCAAACUUGAACCAAUGAGCUCCAGAGACAGAGGAAACCAAAACACAACUAGCCAGUGUACGACCUGUUCAGCAGGCCAGUCAGGCUAGCAGGACUAGCCGUCAUAGUUAUAGGAAGCUUGACUGGCUGAAGCAGCGUGUCCCUCCCUGCCACAAAACUGUUCACUUUUGUUGGAGAUAGGCAGAUGUAGGCAUAGAAAUGUUCCGAUACAGGAGUUGACAAAUGAGGAAAAAAAACAAGACUGAAAAUUCAGCAUUAAUGAGCUUAGAUCCAGAGGAGCAGGACUCAGACCUUCUAAAGCCAUGGUGUCAGUAUGGCCAAGGCGUACACCACAGGACAACACACACUGUUUCACACACAGGACUGCGUUGACCAGAACGCCUGUAUUUGAUCACUUUGUUAAAAAGUACUGUACAGAUGUUUUUUCCCUUUGUCAUUUGCCCCAUUUCUGAUUUUAAAGGGUUGGAGGGAAACCUAUCCCCCUGUGUAUUUUUUGUUGUUGUUGCACAAACAGGUGGGGUCUCUAUUAAGUCCAGUUUAUUUGAUUUAGUGUAAAACGCAGAGACGUCACAAAUGCUGGUUUUAAAAAUACCAUUAAAAUGCAGUCAAUUCAUUUUUGCAGCCAAUCUUUUGAGGAUGUCUGGAUUCCUGUAUUAUAGAGAAUAAGAAAGAAAUGUGUGGCCUCGGCUCAUGCAGGCGUAGCCCAGCGUUUUGUUUUUAGGCAUUUGACAAACCUGAGCUGUUGGUGUGCCUGGAGUAGAUUUGAUACAUACUAUUGUUUCUCAAGGUUCAGGUAUUUGAAUCCUGCUCUCAGACAGAUCUCAGGUCCCGACUUCAAUUUGCAUCAAAAACAAACAGCUACCCACUUUGUGCACCCCAACACCGCUGUCUGGUGACCUAGCCACAUUUCUUACUGAGUGGACAAUGGUUUGCUUGAGGUGCCAGGGGCUCUUAGCCUCAUUUGUAGGUCCAGUAUGUUCAUUUGAUCUCUUUGACAGUUUGUCUGAUUUAAUAUUCUUGUCCUGUCUAUCAAAAACUGCAGAUCAAAAAUGAGUUGAAGGAAAACUUUUCAGUUUUUCUUUUAAAUUGAAAAUCCAUUAAAUGUAUAAGCGUUUUUUUUAGUUACGAUAAAAGAUUUAAUUUUAAGGUGAAUGCAGUGCAGUUUUGAAUCAAAUGUCUGACAGACGUUUCUCCUGUUGCAUCUUCUCUCUGGGUUUCACCAAAAGCACACAGAGGUAGAGGAAUGGAAUCAAAAUGCUCAGAUGCACACAUUUUAAAUUUGCUAUGUUCAACUACAAGCAACAGGAUAGAAAAAAAACUAUUACUUUGCUUUUCAGGAAUUCAUCAGUCUUUCCUCCUGUUAGUGCCCAACAAUAGGACUGUUUCUGCGCUCCCGUGACAAAUUUGUACAAAGUGCAUUUACUACCACUAUCCAUUCUUAACAUUUGUAUGAAUUUAUUUGAUAAGUUUUGAAAUUAAAUGUGAACCUGAUGUUAAA
Molecule: messenger RNA, 4687 nt
Organism: Betta splendens (Siamese fighting fish)
Lineage: Eukaryota; Metazoa; Chordata; Actinopteri; Anabantiformes; Osphronemidae
Gene: ppp4r3b
Product: protein phosphatase 4, regulatory subunit 3B
Exons: 16
Coding region: 324-2684 (786 amino acids)
Biological process (GO): protein dephosphorylation; DNA damage response
Cellular component (GO): protein phosphatase 4 complex; nucleoplasm
Molecular function (GO): protein phosphatase activator activity
Source: RefSeq, a predicted model, not a curated record